Molecule: messenger RNA, 2829 nt
Organism: Salvia hispanica
Lineage: Eukaryota; Viridiplantae; Streptophyta; Magnoliopsida; Lamiales; Lamiaceae
Source: RefSeq, a predicted model, not a curated record
AUGGCGACAAAAGCUAGAUUUGAGUCACUUGAAUUGACUAUGAACGAGCUCCAGCAAUCUGUGCAGAUGAUGUGCCAGAACAUGGAGGAGAUGCGCUCCAUAUUAUCGGUACCUCGGAAUGAGAAUAAAAAGGAGACCAGGGGAAACCAUAGAAACCCAUUCGCUGCCACCAAGGAAGAUUAUGAAGAAGAUGAGGAUGAGGAAGAUGAAGCAUUUGAUUCUGAUAGCUCGCAGGAUAGCAGUCAGAAGGAUCGACGAUGGAGGAAUCCCAUUCGAAUGGAUUUCCCGAAAUAUAAUGGAUCCGAGGAUCCACGGGUUUGGUUGGAUCGGGCACGACAAUACUUUCGUGCACAAGAGACCCCUACUAAGAAAAAAGUGCAAUGGGCCUCCUAUCAUCUCGACGGCGAAGCAAAUCAGUGGUGGCAAUGGUUCGAUUCUCGUCAUAACCGAAUCACAUGGACCAGAUUUGAAAAGGGGCUGCUGCAAAGAUUUGGCACAUCAGAACUUGAAGAGGCCGACGAGGCUAUUAUAAGACUUAAGCAGACAGGAAAUUUCAGGUCAUACCUUUCUGAAUUUGAGAGGCUUGUCAACUGUGUGCCACAUUGGCGGGACAAAGCAUUGUUAGGUGCAUUCAUGGCAGGACUAAGGGAUGAUUUGGCUAAGGAGAUACGGUUCUUCCGACCACAGUCAUUAGAACAUGCUAUCGAACUAGCAAGACACGCGGACGAUCAAGCAAAAAACAAACGCACAGUUAGUUUCCAUAAGAUUCAGCCAAAAGCAACGACAACGCCAUCUACAUCAGGCUCGAUGAGUCGUCCUCUGACCUCGACCAAGCCACCUCAAGCAAGGCGAUUGACAUGGGCAGAGAUGCAAGCAAAAAGGGAAAAAAAUGAAUGCUUCAAUUGCGACGAGCCUUUCUCAAGAGGACAUACUUGCAAAUUCAACCAAGCUUUACUAAUAGAGAUCGAGGAUGAAGAGGAAGAAGAUACACCACCCAUAUACGAUGAAGAACUUGGUGCGGGGACACCAGCCAUCUCGUUAAAUGCAUUAAUGGGAGAAAGCAGGGGUAAAUCAAUGAGGAUGACAGGAAAUCUAAACGGUGAAAUUCUACAACUCUUGAUUGAUAGUGGUUCAAGUCUGAACUUUAUUCACCCGCGGCGAGCAGAAGAACUACAGCUGCCAGUCACUCACAUCCCACAAGUAUUUGUGCGGGUCGCCAAUGGUGAAAGAAUGCCAUGUUCUCUCCGUUUCGAAGCAGUACCUAUAACCAUUCAAGGUAUCACCUUUCAAACAGAUUUGUAUGGUUUAAGCAUAUGCAAUCUCGAUGUAGUUCUAGGAUUGCCAUGGCUCGAGAACCUCGGUCCCGUCCUAACAGACUACAAAGCUAUGACAAUGGAGUUCGAAUGGAGAGGAAGCAAACAAAAGUUGCAAGGAAAUGCACCACCAGCUACCAUGUCAGUCGCAAAGUGGGCAGAUCUAGCAGAAGGGACGAAUUACGGAACAACGGUCUUUGUCUUGAUGAAAUCAACGACAACAGAAGCUACAUCUAAGGAAACUCCACCCGAGGUACAAAAUUUGAUAGAAAGAUUUGCAGAUAUAAUGAAAGAACCAAAGGGACUCCCUCCCUCAAGGGCAAGCGACCAUAAGAUUGCAUUGAAGGACGAGAGGACAGUGAUUAACGUUGCCCCAUAUAGGUAUGCCCGCUAUCAAAAGGAUGAAAUAGAGAGGCAAGUUAAGGAUAUGUUGGAAACAGGGUUAAUUCGACCCAGUCUCAGUCCCUUCUCAUCACCCGCACUCUUAGUCAAGAAAAAAGAUGGCUCAUGGCGAUUCUGCGUCGAUCACCGAGCCCUCAAUGAUGCCACAGUGAAGGAUAGAUUUCCUAUACCCACCAUAGAUGAUAUGCUCGACGAGUUGCACGGGGCUAAGUACUUCAGCAAAAUGGAUCUCCGGGCCGGAUUUCACCAAAUAAGAAUGGACGCAACUGAUGUCUCGAAAACAGCAUUUCGUGUACACAAUGGGCAUUAUGAGUACAUGGUGAUGCCCUUCGGAUUAUGCAAUGCUCCAUCGACAUUUCAAGCCGCCAUGAACAAUUUAUUUCGUAAGUAUUUACGGAAAUUUGUCCUCGUAUUUUUUGACGACAUUCUCGUCUAUAGCAAAGAUUGGAAGGACCAUCUACAACAUCUGGAAAUUGUGUUUUGCAUCCUUCGAGAACAUCAAUUCCAUUUGAAAUAUAGCAAAUGUGUUUUCGGCCAAACAGAACUUGAGUACUUAGGCCACUACAUAUCGGAGCAGGGAGUUCGUGUUGAUAAUCGUAAAAUUGAGACCAUGUUAACUUGGCCAGUACCUCGGAAUAUUACCCAUCUUCGCGGCUUCUUGGGGCUAACAGGAUAUUACCGAAGAUUUGUUCGGAACUAUGGAAAAAUUGCAAGCCCGCUCACCAAGCUUCUCAGAAAAGGGUCGUUCGUGUGGGGCCUUGAGGCGGAAGAAGCCUUUAAAAAAUUGAAAGAAGCCAUGACUACAACUCCAGUUUUAGCACUACCAAAUUUCGACGAAGAGUUCAUUGUUGAGACUGAUGCUUGCGGUUACGGUAUCGGGGCAGUUUUAAUGCAGGGAAAGAGGCCUAUCGCAUACUUGAGCAAAGGACUAAGCGAGAAGCAGAGAAUGCGAUCAACAUAUGAGAAAGAGAUGUUAGCAAUCUUGGAAGCUGUUCGAGUAUGGCGCCCCUAUCUUUUGGGACGACAUUUCAAGAUAAUCACUGACCAACGAAGUCUACGUUACCUUUUAGAGCCCACGAUCACCGGAAAAGGGGUAGUUUAUGGUGGUCGUUGA